AUAAGUUGAAGAGAUUUGAUUUCUAGAAAAUACCUAGUAUUUCACUUUAGUCCAUCGUCUUUUGUUAUUUGAUCUGAAAAUUAAUUCCAUAACCUUCAAGUUCCGAGUAUUUGCAAAUUCCCACUGCGGCUACCCCAGAUAAACCCCCCAAAUGGGAAACUCCAAUUAGGGUUUUUCGCAUCGCAAAAUCUCUCUCGGCUCUAUAUAUAUAUACACACACUCCUUUUGUCCCCAUUCCACCCAUAUAGCUCCGCGCCUGUUUUCCUUUUAGGUUUUCGCUCUAACAUUCUUCGGCAAUGGAAGCGGUGGGCAGAGUCAGGGGCUGCCAUGCCGGAGCUUCCGAGAAGCUUUUUCUGAGCACUGCAAUGGAGGUUAUUGCCGCUCAAACCGCUGCGCUUUCUGUGGAGUCUCUCUCUUUCGUCCUCUUUUUGAUUGGAGUCAUUGGAUAUGCGUCUCAUAUACUUCCCAGAGAGCCCGAGAAUUCGCAAAGGGUGUCGGUAACUGAGGUUUACAAUGGGAAGGAAUGUGCCAUUGAAAAAGAGGAUUCCAAGGACAAUGGAGAUGGUGUUGGAGAUGAUGAUGGUGACGAUGAGGAAGAUGAGGUGGAUGAUGGUGAUGAUGAUGAUGAAGAUGAUGCACAAGAUGAUGUUGAAGCUGGAAGUGGUGAUGAUAAUGAAGACAAUGAUGAUGAUGAGGAUGAUAAUGAUGAAGACAACAAUGAUGAAGAUGAAGAUGAAGAGGAAGAUGAUGAAGAAGAUGAUGAUGAUGAUGAAGAUGAUGAUGAAGAAGAGGAGGAUGAAGAGGAAGAAAAAGAGGAUCAGCCACCAGCUAAAAAGAGAAAAUAAGGUCAUGUUUUGCUGGAUCUUAAAUGGUGAGUGGAAUUGGUAGUGUAAUGUGGUAAUAGUUUGGGCAGCUCAGUUAACUUGUGUUUAUGUUUCAUUCCUUUCUUCUUUUUCUUCUUCUUCUUCUUCUUAUUUCUAUUUGGGUGACAAUGAGGAGCUUUGUCACUGAGUAACAUAAUGAAAUUGUUAUAGUAGUUCUUCUAGUAAAGGGAUUCAUGUUUGCUGUCUUGUACCCCUGUUGAAAAUGGUUCUUUAGUUGAAGGAAAUGGCUAAUGGACUGGUAAUUUAUUAUUGAGAAAAUUAUAUUCUUCAUAAUUAAUUAUGGAGUAAUAU
This is a messenger RNA of Cuscuta campestris, 1175 nucleotides long. NCBI's taxonomy places the organism in Eukaryota, Viridiplantae, Streptophyta, Magnoliopsida, Solanales, Convolvulaceae. The record is from the annotation of a GenBank genome assembly.